Messenger RNA from Myxozyma melibiosi, 1340 nucleotides. RefSeq lists its product as uncharacterized. The record is from RefSeq and is a predicted model, not a curated record. The transcript has 2 exons. The coding region runs from base 291 to 1127 and encodes 278 amino acids. Lineage: Eukaryota; Fungi; Ascomycota; Lipomycetes; Lipomycetales; Lipomycetaceae.
GAAAGACCGAGCAUUUGUAAUAGCGGGAUAUCAGGACGGUAUCGUUUGUUUUUUGUAAUAAUAUGUCACUGAAUAGAUAAUUGAAGAAUCAGUUUCAAGCUCAGCAUAGAUGAUAGUAACAUUGUCAGUCGAUAUCUGAUUGACAAUAAUUGACUGAUUUUUCCAAUAAAUUCUACUUCCACAGCCAACGACCAGAACUAACCUAAACCACAGAUGGUGGGGUUUAAAUCCCAAACGCAUCAUCACCAUUCUCGCUCACCGCCGUGGCCUCGCCACAUCCGAUUCGCGACAUGCAGGACCUAUGUGAAAAAGCCAAAAAAUACGGGCUAUCGCCCAAAGAAUGGGAAACAAUGAGUUACGAGAUGGAUUGUUUUAAAGUGGUGUAUGGAUACACGGAACCGGACGGCAGUGGUGUUCGAGACUUCGCCACGGAUGCCAUGCGGCAAUGGGAAAGGGGCCGAUAUACGAUGUUUAGACAAGUCCUUGGCGUUCUGGCGGAGACAUAUGGUGUUUGUGCCGUCACUAGCGAAUUCAUGGCGCGCUUGAAGCUUGACAGGGUUAUGGCGUAUGAGAUUACAUGGGUCAUCAAGGAAGUCAGGGCGCGAACAUACGAGCGGUUCCUAUUCAGCGAGCUGUAUAAGUUGAUCACACCCGAGUUCAUGGAAGACAAGAUCAACGGGUCAGCGCUGGAGUCGUCAUUUGUGUGUGCGACGAUCGAGGCGAAGCGGGCGGGUCAAUUGAAUGCGGAUCUAAAGGAAGAGAAAUGGGCUACUUUGAGGCCGUAUUUCCCACCAGAUGAUGUCUCUGCGAGUCCGAUUGCAAAGAUGCCGCCUGAGGUGCUGCAGAGGAUACUCGAAUACGCGUGUAUCAAGAAUCCAUAUUUAUUCCUAGAUAGUUUCGAGGAACAUGUGUACAAGCGCAGUGCGAGCACGAUUGGAUGCGUGUGUUGGGACUUCAAUUCUCUGACCUUACCUCUUCAGCAACGUGUCGGGCGGUUACGAUCGACUUUUAAGAUACAGACAAUUACUACGCGUAACGCCCGAACUUGGCCCGCUUCUAAAAUGCCUGACGCUGGAGCUAGAAGACAGCAGCUACGCAAACAAGGAUGCUUUCGGCGACUUGAUUGAUCAGAUCCUGGACGCCUGUCCGAACCUGGAGACGCUUGUCGUGAAAGUAGACGUGGCAAACCCGCAUGCAGCUUUGGAAGCGAAUCUUGAGUCUUGUCCUGCAGAUUGCACGCGGAGGCACGACGACGACGGCGUCGAGGAUGAGCACUUUUUUUGGAUGAUUUUUAUGAGGUAUACUGGUGGUCCUAGACGCCAUAGUGGUGAGCCUGGUAG